Aspergillus clavatus NRRL 1 is the source of this 945-nucleotide messenger RNA. Its product is annotated as dTDP-4-dehydrorhamnose reductase family protein. NCBI's taxonomy places the organism in Eukaryota, Fungi, Ascomycota, Eurotiomycetes, Eurotiales, Aspergillaceae. The record is from RefSeq and is a predicted model, not a curated record. Gene Ontology annotation, biological process: S-adenosylmethionine biosynthetic process. Bases 1 to 945 code for a protein of 314 amino acids. Gene Ontology annotation, molecular function: methionine adenosyltransferase regulator activity. Gene Ontology annotation, cellular component: methionine adenosyltransferase complex. The transcript is spliced from 4 exons.
AUGUCUACGACUGUCCUGAUCACGGGAGCGACCGGCCUUCUUGGGCGUCAGGUGUUCAACACAUUCAAGCACUCCGGCUGCUUUGUCGUGGGGCAAGGCUAUUCUCGAGCCAACCCGCCCACGAUUCUCAAGGCCGAUCUCGAGAAGGACGGGGACAUCAGGAACCUGUUGGAUGAAGCGAAACCUCAGAUUGUCAUUCACUGCGCCGCAAACCGGUCACCCGAUCUAUGCGAUAAGAAUCCCGAGGAAGCUCGCGGGGUCAACGUCGAAGCGACUCGCAUUCUCGCGGAAGAGGCAUCCUCCCGGAAAGCGCUGAUGAUCUACAUCUCCACGGACUAUGUGUUUUCCGGAAAGGAGGGCGAAGCGCCGUACGAGGCUGAUGCCGAGUCGCACCCAACCAACCUCUACGGCCAGCUCAAGCGCGACGGCGAACUCGCGGUGCUGGAGGCCACGAAGGAGACCGGCCUAGGAGUGAUCCUGCGCGUGCCGGUGCUGUACGGCACGGCGCAGAGCAACUCGGAGAGCGCGGUGAACUGUCUGAUCGAUGCGGUUUGGAAGUCUCAGGACGAGAAGGCGGGUGUGAAGAUGGACGACUGGGCGCAACGGUACCCCACGAACACGGAGGACGUGGCUCGCGUGUGCCGCGACAUCGUCGUCAAGUACCUCAAGCAGCGACCUAGAAUCCACGAAUUGCCCAAGAUCCUGCAGUUCUCGUCCGAAGAUCGGAUGACCAAGUAUGAGAUUUGCGAGAAACUGGCGGAGGUGCUCGGACUUUCCCUGGUGGGGAUGGUCCGGAACAAGCAAGGGAACGAUCCGAACGCGUCUGUCCAGAGACCGUAUGAUACUCAUCUGUCAACCAAGGCGCUGAAGGACCUUGGCAUUGAUGUGCAGACCACCGACUUUGUCGCGUGGUGGCGGAAAAACCUCGGAGCUUACAAGAAAUGA